Messenger RNA from Cutaneotrichosporon oleaginosum, 803 nucleotides. The record is from RefSeq and is a predicted model, not a curated record. Lineage: Eukaryota; Fungi; Basidiomycota; Tremellomycetes; Trichosporonales; Trichosporonaceae.
UCUGGUCUCCUCCUUGUCCAGCAAAAAAACAGUCGAGAUGGUUCGUUACGCCUCCGCCCACCUCGUCAACUCGAACCCCGAGAAGUUCGCCAAGGCUCGGGGCGAGUACGUGCGCGCGCACUUCAAGAACACGCGCGAGGUCGCCGCCGCCAUCUCGGGCAUGAAGCUCUCGAAGGCGUACGCCUACCUCGGCGACGUUCAGGAGAAGAAGCAGUGCAUCCCCUUCCGCCGGUUCGACGGGUCGAUGGGCCGCACUGGCCAGGCCAAGGCGUUCAAGACCACCAAGGGUCGCUGGCCCGUCAAGUCGGUUGGCUUCGUUCUCCGCCUUCUUAAGAACGCCGAGUCCAACGCCGACGCCAAGGACCUUGCCUCGGACGAGCUCUUCAUCAAGAACAUUGUCGUCCAGCAGGCCCCCAAGACCCGCCGCCGCACCUACCGCGCCCACGGUCGCAUCAACCCCUACCAGGGCCACCCCUGCCACAUCGAGAUCAUCCUCUCGACUCCCCAGUCUGAGGUCGCGCGCUCCAAGGACCUUGACAACGUCAAGACCGGCAAGACCGUCGCCGCCAUCGAGGCAUGAGCAGGUUUAGCAUUGGGGGACCACGCGGGGAUACCGCGAGGUCGUGUAUGAUGGAUCAUAUCCUUAACAGGCGGGGGCGCAGUAUCGGCCAGGAGGUGCGGGAGGUGUGCGUAUCAGUUUCGGGGAGCAGGCCGCGGAGAGCGAGGAGCGCCGCGGAGCAAUGAGGGCGGGAUGCAGACGGCCUGCCACCUCGGGUCUCGUAAGCCAUCAUGCAGAGUGGGGC